CGCCGGCGGAACGGGAUGGCUGCCUCGCCGCUCCUGCUGUUCGCCAACCGCCGGGACGUGCGGCUGGUGGACGCCGGCGGAGUCAAGCUGGAGUCCACUGUUGUGGUCAGCGGCCUGGAGGACGCGGCUGCCGUGGAUUUCCAGUUCUCCAAGGGAGCUGUGUACUGGACAGACGUGAGCGAGGAGGCCAUCAAGCAGACCUACCUGAACCAGACGGGGGUCGCCGUGCAGAACGUGGUCAUCUCUGGCCUGGUGUCGCCCGACGGCCUGGCCUGCGAUUGGGUCGGCAAGAAGCUGUACUGGACGGACUCAGAGACCAACCGCAUCGAGGUGGCCAACCUCAAUGGGACGUCCCGGAAGGUCCUCUUCUGGCAGGACCUCGACCAGCCGCGGGCCAUCGCCUUGGACCCCGCUCACGGGUAAACCCAGCUGCCUUUCUCCUUGGUGGGGGGAGGGGGGCCAUGGUUUCCCUCUUGAAUUUACUUGAGCCCAAGCAGCUUUGUCGGAGAAAAACUGGCCGUCUUCAAAGGCGUUCACCUCUCAGGACCCGUUGUUGAGAACGGUUUCUGCUCGAUAGGCCGUAUUUGUGUUUCUGUUGGCAACCUGCCCCGUCGGAGGCACCGGCUGCGGC
Molecule: messenger RNA, 631 nt
Organism: Ailuropoda melanoleuca (giant panda)
Lineage: Eukaryota; Metazoa; Chordata; Mammalia; Carnivora; Ursidae
Product: low-density lipoprotein receptor-related protein 5-like
Exons: 2
Coding region: 16-423 (135 amino acids)
Source: RefSeq, a predicted model, not a curated record